Zychaea mexicana is the source of this 717-nucleotide messenger RNA. RefSeq lists its product as uncharacterized. The transcript is spliced from 4 exons. Lineage: Eukaryota; Fungi; Mucoromycota; Mucoromycetes; Mucorales; Lichtheimiaceae. The record is from RefSeq and is a predicted model, not a curated record. The coding region runs from base 131 to 673 and encodes 180 amino acids.
CUCCUUUCAAAAAAAAAAUUAGUGGGCGCGUUUUUUUUUAUUGUUAAAGCUCUUUUUUCUUUCCUGCUCUCUCUCAGUCUUUCUCCCUUCCUCUUUUUUUUUUGUCAUCACAACCUUUUCACUGUUUACAAUGUCGGAUCGUAACUCAAUGCAGUCAAAGCUUGCGGCUCUUGCAAAGAAGAGACGCAAAGACGACGGUGAGUCGCCUCAACCCAAGAAAACAAAGGUGUCGUCCAAACCCACUUCUAAAAAAGAAAGCAACUCCUCCAAGGCUUCCGCACCACAAAAGAACCGCAAGCGCCCUGCUACCAAGGAUCCCUUUGUUGUAGAUAGCGAUGAAGAGGAAGAUGACGUCGAUGAAAGUGAAGAAGAAGAUGACGACGAAGACGGUAGCGACGUCGCCUCGUCAGAUGAAGAAGUCUUGAGAAAGAAAAAGAAGCCUGUGAAGAAGGAAAAGAAGGUUGAGCGUAAGAAGAGCAGCAGCAGCAGCAGCAGCCAGAAGGUCAAGAAAGGCAGUGAUGACGAGGCCUCUGGUGCGGAAGACAAAAGCGACAUCUCAGACGAUGAAUUGGGAGCACUGGACACGUCUGUAAUCAUUCCAGGCGGCCGACGGACACGCGGUCGAAAGAUCGACUAUCGCCAAUUUGGCGCAGAUCCCGAGGAUGAGGAAUAAAGGGGAAUGUGAGAGUGUUGUAACUGUGUGAAUGUGAAAGGAUA